This is a messenger RNA of Bufo bufo (common toad), 1823 nucleotides long. RefSeq names its product DNA topoisomerase 1-like. The transcript has 14 exons. Gene Ontology annotation, biological process: DNA topological change; chromosome segregation; DNA replication. Lineage: Eukaryota; Metazoa; Chordata; Amphibia; Anura; Bufonidae. The record is from RefSeq and is a predicted model, not a curated record. Gene Ontology annotation, cellular component: chromosome; nucleolus. Gene Ontology annotation, molecular function: DNA topoisomerase type I (single strand cut, ATP-independent) activity; DNA binding. Bases 55 to 1791 code for a protein of 578 amino acids.
AAGGAGGAAGAUGAGAAGAAGGCAAAGAGAAGCAAAGAAGAGAAGGAGGCCGCCAUGGCUCUGAAGGUGAAGAAAAAGGAAGAGGAGGAGCAGGCACGCUGGAGAUGGUGGGAGGAAGAGAAGUAUGAAGACGGUAUCAAAUGGAAAUUUCUGGAACAUAAGGGCCCCGUGUUCGCUCCGCCGUAUGAGCCGCUGCCAAAAGAUGUGACGUUUUACUAUGACGGAAAGCCAUUCCAGCUCGGCGCUCAAGCGGAAGAAGUGGCCAAGUUCUUUGCUGCCAUGUUGGACCAUGACUACACCACCGUAGAAAUCUUCCGGAAUAACUUCUUUUUGGAUUGGCGAAAGGAAAUGACCCUGGAGGAGCGAAUGGCGAUCACCGAUCUGGCAAAGUGCGACUUUACCGAAAUAUUUGGUUAUCACAAAAGGAUAACGGAUGAAAGAAAAAAUCGCACCAAGGAAGAAAAAAUGAAACUGAAGGAAGAAAACGCCAAGAUCGUGGAGGAAUUUGGCUUCUGUCUCAUGGAUCACCACAGGGAAAAAAUCGGAAACUUUAAAAUUGAGCCCCCAAGUUUGUUCCGUGGGAGAGGUGACCACCCUAAGCAGGGUAUGCUGAAGAAGCGCAUUUUACCUGAAGAUGUGAUCAUCAACUGCAGCAGAGAUUCAAAAAUUCCUGUGCCCCCUAGUGGCCGUAAGUGGAAAGAAGUUCGUCAUGACAAUACGGUCACCUGGUUAGCUUCGUGGACUGAAAACGUGCAGGGAUCGGUGAAAUACGUGAUGCUGAAUGCAAAUUCCAAAUUAAAGGGUGAAAAAGAUUGGGAAAAAUAUGAAGUGGCCAGAAAGCUGAAGAACCAUGUCGACAAAAUUAGAAGAACGUACCGGGAGGACUUCAAAUCCAAAGAGAUGCGCAUACGACAGAGAGCUGUAGCGCUAUACUUUAUUGACAAGCUGGCUUUGAGAGCAGGUAACGAAAAGGAAGAAGGGGAGACGGCCGACACCGUAGGUUGCUGCUCGUUGAGAGUCGAGCAUAUUAAACUUUACCCAGAACUUGAUGGAGAGACGCACGUGGUCGAGUUCGACUUUCUGGGUAAAGACUCCAUCCGGUAUUACAACAAGGUCCCGGUAGAGAAGAAGGUAUUUAAAAACCUGCAGCUGUUCAUGGAGAAUAAGCAGGAAGGAGACGAUCUGUUUGACAGACUGAAUACGCCAAUGCUGAACAAACACUUGCAGUCCCUGAUGGAAGGACUGACAGCCAAGGUUUUCAGGACGUACAACGCCUCGGUCACGCUGCAACAGCAGCUGCAGGAGCUGACGGACGGGGAGGACACCGGCCCGGGAAAGAUCCUGUCCUACAACCGAGCCAACAGAGCGGUUGCUAUACUUUGCAACCAUCAGCGGGCAGCACCGAAAACAUUUGAUCAAUCCAUGGCAAAUCUGAGAUCCAAGAUUGAAGCCAAAAAAGAACAGAUUGCAUUGGUGAAGAAGGAGCUGAAGGAAGCCAAGAAAGAAGCUAAAGACAAUGACACCGAGAAGCUCCGGAAAGUUGUGGAAAGCAAGAAGAAAGCGGUCAUGAGGGCGGAGGAGCAGCUGAUGAGAUUGGAGGUGCAGGCGACGGACAAAGAGGAGAACAAACAGAUCGCCUUGAGCACCUCCAAGCUAAACUAUCUGGACCCCAGGAUUUCGGUGGCUUGGUGUAAGAAGUGGGACGUCGGCCUGGAGAAGAUCUACAAUAAGACCUACCGGGACAAGUUUGCUUGGGCCGUUCAUAUGACUGAGAAGGACUUCAACUUCUGACCAUCGACCAGUCGUAGGCUCGGUUUUACUCU